Rhizophagus irregularis DAOM 181602=DAOM 197198 is the source of this 946-nucleotide messenger RNA. Lineage: Eukaryota; Fungi; Glomeromycota; Glomeromycetes; Glomerales; Glomeraceae. The record is from RefSeq and is a predicted model, not a curated record.
AAACGUAUUGUAUCUGUUAUACUUAUUUUCGAAAAGCUUUAAAGUGUUAUCCAAAGCCCAGUUCACAUUGAUCUCACCGUGACCCUCGUGAUCCCAUCUUUUAUAAACUUCCACUUAUCGACAAGACUCACCAGAGUUACGGCAUUAAGUGUGGCGUUACGGAAUUUAGUGCGGCGUUCAUUGUGAUUACGUUGACAAAUAAAAUUUCACUAAAUGUUAAUACAUGUGACCAUUCAUGUCUCUCUCUUCGACACCUAAUUAUUCCUGUAAGCAUCCUCGCGUAGGCGUAGGUGUUUUCGUUAUUCGUGGCAAUAAAUUUCUUGUUGGAAAGCGAAAGGGAAGUCAUGGCGCUGGAACUUGGGAAAUUCCUGGAGGACAUUUGGAAUUUGGAGAAACAUUCAGCGAUUGCGCAAAACGUGAAAUUUUAGAAGAAACGAAUCUUGAGAUAAAGAAUAUAAAGUAUCAAACUGUAACUAAUGAGAUAAUGCAUAAUGAAAAUAAACAUUAUGUAAGUAUUUACAUGAAAGCUGAAGUUGUAGAUGAGAAUGUGGAACCAGCGCAUAAACUCAUAAUGAAAGCUUGUAUUAAGGUGAUGGAGCCAAAUAAAACUGAAUGCUUGGAAUGGGUUACAUGGAGUGAAUUUAUUAAGGGUGGUAUUACAGGCAUAUUAGAAGACAAAAGUGUAAAUAAGUAUAGACCAAUGUUUCAACCGAUGGAAACUUUAAUAACUGAACAACCUGAAUAUAAUCCUGUCUAAUCAAAAGACUUAAUAUUAGAAGAUAUACUAGAAUAAUACAACAUUUACCAUUUUGAAGUCAUAAAAUUUCUAAUCUCUGAAAUCAUUCGGAUAAUCCAAUCUUCUGAGGAAGUUGUUGGAAAUACUUAAAAUUCAAAAUAAACAAUAAAUCACUCAAAAAUAAAAUUUCUUGUUUCAAUUGAUCUGAAA